UUGUCGGAGAGGGUGGGGGUGAGGCGAGGCGGGCCGGGGAGACGGUGAGCCCCGGCAGCCGGUCCUCGUCCCCACCCGGCGGGCGCCCCCUCCCCCGGGCAUCCCCGCGCGUCGCUGCCUCCGCCGUUGCCGCAGCCGCCGCCGCCGCCUCUCUCCGAGGCCUCGGGAGACAGGCCCAGGAAGGGAGAGGCGGCGCCCGAGCCCGAGCCCGGCAACCGCCCACCUCAGCUCACACGUUUUCCCCCCGCUCUCCGUGAAAUCCCAUUCUCUGGAGACACACAGAUGGACGCGAACGAGAGAGAUGCCAUUUCGUGGUACCAAAAGAAGAUUGGAGCGUAUGAUCAGCAGAUAUGGGAAAAAUCCAUUGAACAGACCCAGAUAAAGGGCUUCAAAAACAAACCAAAAAAGACAGGUCACAUAAAGCCCGACUUGAUUGACGUCGACUUAAUCCGAGGCUCAACAUUUGCCAAAGCCAAACCUGAAAUACCAUGGACAUCACUAACUCGGAAGGGAAUUGUUCGGGUCAUUUGUUUUCCAUUGUUCAGCAAAUGGUGGAUUCAGGUCACCUCUUUUCGAAUCUUUAUUUGGCUGCUGCUGCUUUACCUCAUGCAAGUUCUGUCAUUUGUGUUGUAUUUCAUAAUGCCUAUUGUGAAUAUAAGUGAAGUGAUUGGUCCAGUGUGCCUUAUGCUAUUGAUGGGAACUGUCCACUGUCAAAUAGUCUCCACCCAGAUGGCUAAACCUUCAGGAACAAAUGGAAACCGGAGGAGGAGAAAAUUACGCAAAACUGUAAAUGGUGAUGGGAGCAGAGAAUGUGGAAGUUAUAACUGCUCUGAUAAAGUCAGAGGAGUAGAAUCUUCGGAAUCUGCAUCCCUAAAUGGUGGUUUUUGGGGGACUCUCUUUUGCAACAGUCGGACAAAAAGAGUAAAAUUAUUAACUGACAAAGGAAUUGAAACUGACAAUAAUCCGACUAUUUUGAGUCUCAACCCAAAGAAAAAACAUCCCCGAUCAGAGAUGAGGAUGUGGCAAGCAAGAGAGAAAGCAAAACUUUCAGAUGGAGAAAAGAGUCAGCGCGAAGGUUAUAGACGUUUAGGAAACGGAAUUUCAGAUGAACUGUCAAGUGAAGAUGACUGUGAAGAACAGACACAGAUGAUCCUGUUACGGAGAAGUGUGGAAGGGGCCUCAAGUGACAAUGGCUAUGAAAUCAAGAAUGAAAAAUCAUCGAUUUCUUCAAAACAUGCAACCUCUCAAGUAAAGAAAAAUUCCACUUCAAGAUGGUGUCGAAUGGUCCGAGAUUCAGAUAGCCUGGCUGAAUCAGAGCUUGAGUCAGUUGCUUUUAGUCAGGAGUCUCGAUCUGGUAUCAGUGGUGGCUCUAGAAGCUGUAGUCGGCGGGACUCGGAAAGCACCCGCCAUGAUUCAGAAACAGAGGACAUGUUGUGGGAUGACCUUUUGCAUGGGCCUGAGUGCCGCUCAUCAGCCACGAGUGACAGCGAAGAGGGGAACGUGAAGGCCCUGCCCCCAGGUGCCAAACGGGAUCCAAAAGAGGAUGUUUUCCAACAGAACCAUUUGUUCUGGCUACAGAACACGAGCCCUGCCUCUGAACGAGUGAGUGCAAUCAUUUGGGAAGGUAAUGAAUGUAAAAAAAUGGAUAUGUCUGUUUUGGAAAUCAGUGGCAUCAUCAUGAGUAGGGUUAAUGCAUAUCAGCAGGGUGCAGGUUACCAGAUGCUGGGAAAUAUCGUAACUAUUGGGUUAGCAUUUUUUCCAUUCUUACAUCGACUCUUCCAUGAAAAGAAUAUGGACCAAAUACGAUCCAUCUCGACUAAUGAGGUUCUGACUCUCUUUUGUGGGGCACCACCUUCGGUAGCGAUCAUCAUUUUGUCAGCAGUCAAUUUUCUUGAGCGCUUGUGUCUAACCUGGAUGUUCUUUUUUAUGAUGUGUGUGGCAGAGAGGACAUACAAACAGCGAUUUUUAUUUGCAAAACUCUUUAGUCAUAUUACCUCUGCCAGGAAAGCUAGAAAAUAUGAAAUCCCCCAUUUCAGGCUCAAAAAGGUGGAGAACAUUAAGAUAUGGCUAUCACUGCGUUCUUACUUAAAGAGACGGGGUCCACAGCGCUCAGUCGAUGUGGUUGUGUCAUCAGUAUUCUUACUGACACUUUCGAUUGCUUUUAUUUGCUGUGCCCAGGUUCUCCAAGGCCAUAAAACCUUUCUGGAUGAUGCUUAUAAUUGGGAAUUCCUGAUUUGGGAGACAGCCCUGUUGCUCUUCUUAUUGCGUCUCGCCUCACUGGGGUCCGAAACCAAUAAGAAGUACAGUAAUAUUUCAGUACUGCUCACGGAGCAGAUUAACUUAUAUCUCAAGAUGGAAAAGAAGCCAAAUAAAAAAGAACAGCUCACCCUGGUGAACAACGUGCUAAAGCUGUCAACCAAAUUACUAAAAGAAUUGGACACACCAUUUAGACUCUAUGGCCUGACCAUGAAUCCCCUAAUCUACAAUAUAACUCGAGUAGUUAUUCUUUCAGCCGUCUCAGGGGUUAUAAGUGAUCUCCUAGGAUUUAACAUAAGAUUGUGGAAAAUUAAGCCAUGAGCUGAGUGGUGUAUUUGGACCAUAAACUCUUGCUGGUGUCAGUACUUAACCUUUUGACGGACAACUACAGAAACGAGCGAGACAGCAUAUCAUUUUCUUGCGUGCAGAGGUGCUCUCACCUAUGGCAGAUCCGUGAAUGAUGUUUUCCUGGGAAUCAAGAGUUGGCACACAACCGUGUAUAUACUAAAGACUUCAUUUUUACAACUUUGAAACAAUGUAAAGAGUUAGAAAACUAAUGCUGAUGCUGUGUUACCAUAAUACACCAAAUAAUUUCCUAGGCUGGGAAAUAUAUUCUGGGCAUUUCAAUGCUUUGACAGUUACGUUUGGAGGAAGUAGACUUGAAAUGACUGGCAAAUGCCCAAACUUGGAAACCCAUUUGCUUUCCUAAAAGAAUGUAAAUUCAUUUCUCUUCCAUUAUGCUCUACGGAAUUGGAGAUUUCCAUUUUGUAGCAAAGAGAGAACAAAUUGAAACUAUUUUAGGUUGAAUCCAAUAAAAGAA
Messenger RNA from Gracilinanus agilis (Agile Gracile Mouse Opossum), 3076 nucleotides. It is a transcript of the gene PHTF1, whose product is annotated as putative homeodomain transcription factor 1. The transcript has 19 exons. Gene Ontology annotation, cellular component: endoplasmic reticulum. Bases 283 to 2577 code for a protein of 764 amino acids. NCBI's taxonomy places the organism in Eukaryota, Metazoa, Chordata, Mammalia, Didelphimorphia, Didelphidae. The record is from RefSeq and is a predicted model, not a curated record.